CAAAACAUACAUACGAACACAAACAGAUCAUCACACAGCUCUCACCCAUUUGUAUCCUUUCAAUUUCUAUCAUCACCAUUUGUCACUCUCAUUCUUUAACACUCUCUUUCGGACCCAUUCAAUAACUAAGUCCUUUCUCUGAUUCCCUUUUUUUCACUCAAAAUAAAAAUGGAACGUUCCAUCUUUAAGCCACCAUGAUCCAUCACCACUAAUAGCAGCAACCAAGCUAAGCUCACUGUAUCAUCCUUUACAGCACCAAAGCUGUGUGUGUUGAGAAUUCUGGUGGGUUGCACUUGGAGUGGAGACAAUGUUUCCAAUGAGGGUAUGGGUAGCUGUGGUAUUCAUUAUGUUAGUAACUACUGUGGCGGCCAAGCCUCGUCGAAUUCUUUUGGAUACGGAUGUUGAUCUUGAUGAUGUAUUUGCUCUUCUCUACCUUUUGAAGCUCAACAGAUCAGAGUUUCAAUUGGAGGGAUUGGAAUUUUGUGAUGUUUUGAGUCUUCAUACCAACAUCUGUAGGGAGUCACAAUCAAUGCAAAUGCUUGGACUAAUGUCGGACAUGCUGUGAAUCAAGUUUAUGACAUACUUUACAUGAUGGGGAGAGAUGACAUAGCAGUUGGAAUGGGAGGUGAGGGUGGAAUACUCCCAGACGGUACCAUUCUCCCAAAUGUGGGUGGAUAUCUUUCAAUUAUAGAACAAGGAAUGACAACGACAGGAGGCUGCAGAUACAGACAGGCCAUUCCAAUAGGCCAUAGAGGGAUCUUGGAUAUUGAUACUAUUUAUGGCAUCCGAAAAGCUUUCCUUCCACAGGGGAUAAGGAAAUAUACUCCCUUAGGACAACCAACUGCUCAACAAGUGUUGAUUGACAAAAUAUCUGCAGGUCCUAUAACUUUGAUUGUGAUAGGAGUGCAAACAAAUAUAGCUAUUUUUCUCAUGAACAAUCCACACUUGAAGAAAAAUGUACAACAUAUUUACAUAAUGGGCGGUGCUGUGAGGUCAACAGACCCAACUAGUUGUUGCCCCAAAAAUGCAUCCUUUUCUUGCAUUCCUGGGCAGUGUGGUGACCGUGGCAAUGUAUUCACAAAUUACGAAGCGAACCCUUAUGCAGAGUUCAAUAUAUUUGGUGACCCUUUUGCAGCAUACCAGGUGAUUCAUUCUGGUAUACCUGUUACCCUUGUUCCUCUUGAUGCAACAAACACAAUCCCCAUCAAUGAAGAAUUCUUUAAUGAAUUUGAAAAAAGUCAAGACACAUAUGAAGCACAAUAUUGUUUCAAGUCCUUGAAAAUGGCUAAAAUGGCUCGUGAUAAGCUUGACAACCAAUUCUAUACGAGUUAUUUUAUGUGGGACUCUUUCGCAUCUGGUGUAGCGGUCUCAAGCAUGAGAAACUCCAAUAAAAAAAAUAAAAGGGAAAACGAAUUUGCUCAUAUGGAGUACAUGAACAUAACUGUAAUUACUUCAAACAAACCUUAUGGGAUAUCUGAUGGCUCCAACCCAUUUUUUGAUGGCCUCAAAGUUCCUAAAUUCAAUCUAAAGAAAGGCGGGGUGCAUAGUGGUCAUGUUCAACAAGGGCUUAGAGAUAAAUUUUGUUUUGUGAAGAAUGGGAAAGGGAGAUGUCAGGACGGUUAUACAGCUGAGGUGGAUGGUCCUGACUCGGUGAAGGUACUUGUCGCCACUAAAGCAAAGCCUAACAGGGACGUUAGGAGUAAGCUUGACAAAGAAUAUUUCAAAAGCUUCUUGAAUGUGCUAAAGCAACCACAACAUGCCGGGAGGUUCAACUUCACUACACAAUUUCCUUACUACGAAGAAGUUACUUACAUGCCAGAUUUUCAAAACAAAACACUGGGUAAACCAGUUGUGUUUGACAUGGACAUGAGCGUAGGAGAUUUUCUUGCUCUAUUUUAUCUCCUUAAAGUUGAUGUUGAAGUGAUAAAUCUUAAGGCAAUCAUCGUAAGCCCAACUGGGUGGGCAAAUGCCGCAACAAUAGAUGUUAUCUAUGACUUAUUGCACAUGAUGGGUCGUGACGAUAUCCCAGUUGGUCUAGGUGAUUUUUUUCCAAUGAAUCAAUCAGAUCCAAUAUUCCCAACCGCUGGAAACUGCAAGUAUGUUAAAGCCAUUCCCCAUGGAAAUGGUGGGUUUUUGGACUCUGAUACUCUUUAUGGACUUGCUCGCGAUUUACCACGUAGUCCCAGAAGGUAUACACUUGAAAAUUCCAUGAAGUUUGAGACUUCUCAGAAUACUGAUCACCUUGAACUCAGACAACCACUGGCUAUGGAAAUUUGGGAGUCUAUAAUGCAAACACUGGAACCAGAAUCUAAAAUUACAGUAUUAACCAAUGGACCCUUAACUACUUUGGCAAAGGUUGUAUCAAUGAAAAACAUAAGCUCAAGAAUUGAGGAGGUUUAUGUAAUGGGGGGACACAUCAGCAGGAAUGUCUGUGACAAAGGAAAUAUAUUUUCUGUUCCUUCCAACCAAUAUGCAGAAUUUAAUAUGUUCCUGGAUCCUUUAGCAGCCAAGACAGUGUUUCAAUCAGAAGUUAACAUCACACUCAUUCCACUCAGUGUCCAACAGAAAGCAAGUUCAUUUUCACAUAUGUUAUGCUGGUUGCGUAGGAUAGAACAAACACCUGAAACUGUGUUUUCCAAGCGUGUGCUAUUAAGGCUACAACGUCUGAAGCAAAUCCACCACAGAUAUCACCAUAUGGACACAUUCUUAGGGGAAAUUCUAGGUGCCGUUGUCCUAGCUGACGGCCCUUCAUCUCUAAAAGAAAAAUUUGAGAUCAAGGGCAUUAAAGUGUUGGCCGAAGGAGAUGAGUCCAUCGAUGGAGAAAUGGUGGUGGAUGAGGAACAGGGGAAAUUGGUGAGAAUUUUAAGCCAUGUGAAUGCCAAGGCUUAUCAUGAAAAGUAUUCAAAGAGGCUCGGUGACUGGAACCAAUCGGCUAAGGUAGGAAGCUUUGAAGAUCAAAUAAGGAAAUGGAGUCAUCCACAUUCUUUAUUAUAAAAGCUAGAGAGCACUUGUUCAUGGUUCCCUGUUAAAAGUAGCAAAUCUUUUUUCUGAUUUUAUGUACGCUAUAGUUUUUUUGUUGUGUGGUUGAUAUUCUUCAAGCUUUAAUGCAGACUUUCAAGUUAAUAUAGGAAAAGAACAAAUAAAAGUAACUUAGGGUAUAAUAAAUACUUAAGAGCAAAAUACAACAGAUUAACCUAUA
Messenger RNA from Glycine soja, 3199 nucleotides. RefSeq lists its product as uncharacterized. The transcript has 13 exons. The coding region runs from base 589 to 2994 and encodes 801 amino acids. NCBI's taxonomy places the organism in Eukaryota, Viridiplantae, Streptophyta, Magnoliopsida, Fabales, Fabaceae. The record is from RefSeq and is a predicted model, not a curated record. Gene Ontology annotation, molecular function: hydrolase activity, hydrolyzing N-glycosyl compounds.